Molecule: messenger RNA, 3365 nt
Organism: Bombus pyrosoma
Lineage: Eukaryota; Metazoa; Arthropoda; Insecta; Hymenoptera; Apidae
Product: homeobox protein engrailed-1a-like
Exons: 2
Coding region: 529-1584 (351 amino acids)
Biological process (GO): regulation of transcription by RNA polymerase II; neuron differentiation; multicellular organism development
Cellular component (GO): nucleus
Molecular function (GO): DNA-binding transcription factor activity, RNA polymerase II-specific; RNA polymerase II cis-regulatory region sequence-specific DNA binding
Source: RefSeq, a predicted model, not a curated record
UCACAGCACUCGCUCGAGUCCUCGGAAACCUCGAGAAAAGCCAAUACUAAGGAGACUUGCAGCUCUUGGAGCUGAUCCAGAGCCGAACCUUUCAUCUCGCUUCGGACAACAGCAACGUUCGACGCGACAAUGUUCGCGGCUAGAUGAGCCUGUCACGUGAGCGCGCAAUACCACGCAACACCCGCCGACGAAUAUUACGCAAUACGCGGGAACAGAAGUUUCAAGACGUUGUAAGUGGCACGAACGGCUGAACGUGAUCAAUGAAUGAUCAGUGAAGAAAGUACAGUGACGCGUGCGGUGGUCCUAAGGGAAACUUUAACGAGCGAGAUAUGAAACAGUGAGUCAGUGUCUUAAACCAGUGAACUUUGAGCUCUGACAGACUAGAUACGCGACAAGUGUGGCUCUGUUUGCUUUCACAAAUAUGACGACAGAGGGUUAACGUUACGGUUGAAAUUUCACCGUUCAACUGUCACGGCUGACAUUUACAUUUGAAUCGUAUACGUGACAGACGAUUCGGAAGAUCGAAAGAUGAGCGUAGCUCUCGUGACGAUGGAUUCCGCGUACGGCCUGCGACUGGGAAUUGGCAGCCAUCAUCAUCAUCAUCAUCAUCAUCAUCAUCACCAUCAUCGAGUGCGUUCACCCGAAAGUCACGUGGUUUCUCGCCAGGAUCAGCAACCAGAUCACAAAGACGAUAUCGAGGCACCGUUGAGAUUCAGCGUGGUAAACAUUCUGAGACCAGAUUUUGGACGAGAGGCGAUUCUCAACACGAAAGCACCAAAACAAACCACUUUGGCGCCCGGUCACUCGACGACGAUUCCAGUUCCGAUACCUCGUCACAGUCCUCUUUCUUUGCCACGUGAUCUGACUCUGUCGUCCAAUCGAUUGUCGCCCACGAGGCCUCAGACCGGCAAUUUUUCCGUGCACAGAGAAAGGGAUCUGUUUUCUUCUCACUGUGGGCUGACGUCACCCCUUCAGAGGAACACUGGUCUCAGCAGAAGCGGAAGUCUCGAAAGCCUAGCGAGUAGCAGAAGUUCCGUCACCGGAAGUUCCGUAACUGGAGCACCUUCCCUGGGUUCCACGUCCUCUACCAUCGGCAGCGACUCCUUAAGUGGAGACAGCAGUGCCGGAAAUGCGAACAGCACCACCACCAACCAAACUGGACUCAACGGACAGAGUCCUUGGCCUGCGUGGGUUUAUUGUACCAGAUACUCGGACAGACCUUCAUCCGGGCCACGAACGAGGAGAGUGAAACGAUCGCAAAACAACGGAAAGAGCGGGUCGCCGGAAGAGAAAAGACCACGGACCGCAUUCAGCGCGGAGCAACUGGCUAGGCUGAAGAGGGAAUUCACGGAAAAUCGAUACCUAACCGAGAGAAGGCGGCAGCAGCUCUCUCGAGAUCUGGGCUUAAACGAGGCGCAGAUCAAGAUCUGGUUCCAGAAUAAAAGGGCAAAAAUCAAGAAGGCCAGCGGCCAGAAAAAUCCGCUAGCUCUUCAAUUGAUGGCCCAAGGUCUGUACAAUCAUUCGACGGUGCCCGUUGACGAGGACGGCGAGGAAAUCGUGACUGGAAGCAAUCAUUCGCACUAAUGACGAGUAACGUGUCGUCAAAAAGAUUGUUGUUGUACUCGUGAGAAAUUUCAUUUGUACGAUGACCGAACAAUCCGCUCGCCACUUUACACGUUCUAACGUUCUAACCCGACGGAAAUAGUUAAAAAUAUGUGGAAAGGACGAUUCGAAAACGAUUGCGUGUUCUAAAGUCGUGGAAUUUCUUACGGAACAGUUUAACUGAAAUGGAGGUAGGAAACACGUGUUUAAAGAUACUUUAAACGGUCCACGACAAUAUUCAUCGUCGGUCAGAGCGAUAGGAUCCUGAUCUACUUCUAUAUAGCUACAUUAAGCGAUUACCAAAUAAUUUUCCACUCUAGUUUAGACGUAGCUGCAGCAAUGAAUCUUGAAACGGUGAGAUCUUGAGCGAUUUAUAUACCAGAAAGACAGACAGAGAGGGAGAAGGAGAGAGAGAGAGAGAGAGAGAGAAGUGGAGCAAGAUCGGCGUUCGUUUUUCGUAUGAUCGUAUGACCGCAGACUGAACCUUUAUAUUUAUCAACUAUAUGUACGUAUAUCGGCAUAGAUACGAUUCUAGUACACUGACUUCGGUACGAUCCUUAUCGAUUAGACGCUUAAAUUAUUUAUUUCCCUUGUACAUAAUUGUAAAUACAAGUGAUCGUAAUGUGUAUAUGUAUGAUACGAGAUAAUCUUUAAUUGCCGCGCGAAGAUUAUAUUAUUGUGUAUGUACGGUGCUGCACACGGUCGCGUGAAUACAGAAACGAUCUCACACUGUAUAUUCCUAAUUAUCGUACGAGUCUACAUAGGAUCUAUAUAGAUCUUUCCCUAAAUAUACUUAUAUCUCAUGUUCGUGUAGACAGACUUGAAAAGUAUGCGUAUAUGGUAGAUAUAUACCGGUGUCUCACAAUAUGUGGUCGAUAUAAUCUAUGUAACCCGCUUACAUGUUGCCACCGAUUAAAUCGAAUUAAAUAGAUAAAUGUGUAUAUAUAUGUAUAUAUACAUAUGCGAGCUGUUUCUACAUUAUUCUCCUGUCCUUGGAUAUCUUGCACGAUUUCAGAUUUACUUAACAACUUCAAACGAUCGACAGAGAAAUCUGAGAUAUUAUUUUCCAUCGUAAUCUGUUUUUAAUAAUGACGAAAAAUUUCUCUUCCAAUGUUGGGAAUAAUUAAUUAAAUAAAUAUUCACCUCGACUAAUGGAAUGUGAAUUUAAAUAUAGUUUGCCACUCUACGUAGUGGAUAAUUAUUAAAAAAAAAAAAAAAAAAAAGAGGGAAAAACAGGAUCGUUUAUGGUCGAACGAUUUCAAAAUGAAAGCGGACCAGAGCAAUUAGUAAAAUUUACGUGGCCGAAAAGUAUGCGGAUCGUGGAAGAGACGCCGUCUGUGUAUACGGUCGCCAUGGACGCGCCUCGUUCUCAGUGCAACGGUGCGGCGCGGCGUGACGCGAUAAUUGAUCCUAAAUUAACGAGCCACCCGGUAUUCCGAGCGCAACCGACAAAUGGAACGUGGCGAGGAUGACAGUGCGCGACUAGCUCAAACGCAUUCGCGCACAUGUCGCUGCCGAUCGACAUGGGAUAAGCGAUAUGUGCACCUGUUAGUAGCUGCCAUACGUGGCUGCCCGCGAACAGAUUUACGAAGGUACAUUUUUUCUCCCUUAGAGAAUGUCGAAAACAUUCGCUGCUAUUAAAAUAUCGCUAUCCUUCCUUAGAACCUAUUUUUCUUCAUUACAGAUAUCUCUACUUUAAUUAAUAACGUUUGUGUUUUAAUUAUGGUUCUGAUUAUUUUCUAAAUGUCUCUUUACUUUUAUGU